Messenger RNA from Alosa alosa (allis shad), 1564 nucleotides. It is a transcript of the gene ankrd1a, whose product is annotated as ankyrin repeat domain 1a (cardiac muscle). Gene Ontology annotation, cellular component: nucleus. The transcript has 9 exons. The record is from RefSeq and is a predicted model, not a curated record. Gene Ontology annotation, molecular function: RNA polymerase II-specific DNA-binding transcription factor binding. Bases 66 to 995 code for a protein of 309 amino acids. Gene Ontology annotation, biological process: regulation of transcription by RNA polymerase II. NCBI's taxonomy places the organism in Eukaryota, Metazoa, Chordata, Actinopteri, Clupeiformes, Clupeidae.
CAGACAUUGCAAAAGCAGCCACUGCAAGACAACCCACACAGACACUGUAACAGACACCAAGCGACAUGGGAUUGCUUAGCGUUGAAGAGCUGGUCACAGGAAAGCGCUGUGAUGGCAAGGACACUGGAGGGGCUUGUGCUGAUGUGUAUGCAACAGGGGAGUACGAAGCAUCGAUUCAUCAGGAGAAACAAGACGGUGUGCGCUCACAGACAAAACAGGGAGCUACCACAAGAAAUGAUGUCACACAGAAUGAGCUCAACCUCAAAAUAGACAUAUCAGGACAUCUGAAGCUGGAGACCGUUGAUGACCUCUACAAUAUCAUUGAGCUGAAAAAGAGAAGGAGACAGAGGAAACCAAUUGUCCACAAGAAAGAGCCUGAGCCUGAAGUCGUGCCGGAAAUAGUGGAUGAGGCCAUGUUCCUGAAAGCUGCUAUGGAGAACAAGCUGCCAGUGAUUGACAAGUACCUGGCCGAUGGAGGAGACGCCAAUACCAGCGACCAUUUCAAACGUUCUGCACUACACAAGGCCAGCUAUCAAGGUCAUAUUGAUGUUAUGAAGAGACUCUUGGAGGCUGGGGGAUCCAUAGAGAUGAAAGACAAGUUGGAUGCCACAGCUGUGCAUUGGGCCUGCCGAGGGGGCAGCCAGCCUGCCCUUGAACUCCUCCUGAACCAAGGGGGCAAAUUCAACUCCCGAGAUAAGUUACGGAGUACACCCCUCCACGUGGCGGUGAGGACUGGACACUAUGAGUGCGCAGAAUACCUCAUACACUGUGGAGCAGACAUCAACGCUAAAGACAGAGAUGGCGACACACCUAUGCAUGAUGCCGUGAGGAUAAACCGAUUUAAAUUUAUUAAACUGCUGCUGAUGUAUGGAGCCAGUCUUAAAACCAAGAAUCUGGAUGGAAAGUCACCAAUGGAAAGUCUUCUAGCAUGGCAGAGUGGAGCCAAGACCAUCCUAUGCAACUUUAAAGACGAUGAUGUGAACACAACCAAGUGAAGGGACAUGGGGAAGCAUUUGGUGAUAUUAUAUCGCAGAGCUCUAGGAUAUUGGACUGGACUAGGUCUUCGCUACAGGUCAACAAGUAGAGUAGUCCUAUAGGCAAAACAAAUUGGCUGGCCAAUUUAAAGAUGAACUUUGGUAUUUCUAAUUUGCCUUGUGCUGAUAUUACCGGUCUUGAAAGUGAUCUGUUUUUGAUGGACAACUAAAUGCAGAAUGAAACAUUGUUGUUUUGAUGUACAGUAGGCAUAAUGCUUGGUAAUGAGAGUACAAGCUGUCAGCUCUGCAGUCUGAAUGAAUAUUAUCAGGUGUAUGCAGAGGUGUUUGACACUGCUGACAGAUGACUGAUGAAACAGAUAUUCUCUGGUCUUGAUGACAGGAAAUGUAUGUGAUCAAUGGUUUGUGGAGGUAGAAACAGAGUGAGUGCAUGUAAUGCAAACAGCUGAGCAUGGAAGAUACUUUUUCUAGAUGAAACUUGUAUAUUUGUCUUUUUUCUGUUAAUGGAUGUUUUAUAGAUUUUCAACUAAUUUAAAUAUUGUUAUAAUAAAGCUUUCUUUUGUGUUUUCAUA